CAUGAAAAAAGGUAGUAAAUAAGAAAAACUGUGUAAAAAUGUAAAGGUAAUCGUUUUUACUCAUAAUAAUCUUUUGGCUGUUUCUUAACUGUCAAUUGCUAUCUUGUGAGAUCUUUAAAGGUCUAGACGACAUUGACUAAAGUUUCAAAAUUUAAAAAAACUCAGAUACUCAUUUAGAAGUUGGAAGUCCUAUUAAUACCUAAACUAUAUAUUUAGUGAAAACAUGCACUCUAUAAGUUCUGGGGUAUCCGACUGGUCUUCAGGCUCGGAAACUAAAAGUUCAGAUUGCAGUGACCUGGAUGGAAGCGACCCUUAUGGUGGAUUUGAGGCUAGCAGUAGUAAGUCAUCUAUCGUAACUAGUGACGUGCUUUUGGAGCAUAACAAGUUACCUGUCGGUUGGGAAGAGCGUAUUGCGCCCAUCACUAAGGAGAGCUAUUUCUAUGACACAAAUACGCAAAAGGUGUAUUUUAGAUUGCCUUCGAGUGCCUACAAACUAGCCUCUAAAGACUGGAGUAGCAAUUUCGGAGAACGCAGUGAGUGCAAUUAUGGAUGCAUACUGCGAUGCAGACACAUAUUAGUAAAGCACAAUGAAUCUGAUACAUGUAGCUCAUACCGCACGGGAUUUGUAAAGUUAACUAAAACAGAAGCUUUAGAGAGAAUUUCGCACGCGAGGUAUCAAAUAACAACCGGCAAAUUUCAGUUUGCUAACCUGGCUAAAGCGAUCUCCGACUGCUGCUCUGCCCGACACGGCGGUGACUUGGGCCCCUUUAAGCUUACACAAACGGGCUCGGUUUUCGAGAAACAAGUGUUGCGCUUGAAUAUCAAUGAGCUCUCAGAUAUUUUUGAGUCAAGAGCAGGAUAUCACAUUUUGUUGAGAACGCCGGUAAAAAAAGAGGAAAAGCCCAGGCGACCUCGAAAACAAAGCUAUGACUCCGAAAAAAACAAUUUAAAAAUUCAUGAAAAGGAAACCGAGACCACCUCUAAGGACAGUUUAGAAUCUGACAUAUGCAACUUUCUUCGAAAAAGUCAAAGAAAUCGAGAUUCGGAAUGUGAGUACAGUCGUCCCAGUAUUGAUAUGUCUUUGUGGUCCCAUGAGGUGAAAAGCGAAUUGAGAAUUUACUCUCAACAGCAGCAUAAAAUCAAAAAGAAAAUAUUCAUGAAAAAGUUUGAUGUGUCUAUGUGCAUGGAAAAUUGUGACAACCUUAUAUACGUGGAUGCACUCGGAAGCAGUGUUAUGAAACUUUGAAGUAAAAAAUUAUAAAUUAUGAGUCAAAAUUAAGUUAUCUUAACUCACAAAGCAUUUUUAACGAAUAAAUUUACCACUUAUCAAAUGA
Messenger RNA from Drosophila eugracilis, 1334 nucleotides. RefSeq lists its product as uncharacterized. The coding region runs from base 224 to 1246 and encodes 340 amino acids. Gene Ontology annotation, cellular component: cytosol; nucleus. Lineage: Eukaryota; Metazoa; Arthropoda; Insecta; Diptera; Drosophilidae. Gene Ontology annotation, molecular function: protein binding; peptidyl-prolyl cis-trans isomerase activity. The record is from RefSeq and is a predicted model, not a curated record. The transcript has 2 exons.